Molecule: messenger RNA, 3339 nt
Organism: Oncorhynchus nerka (sockeye salmon)
Lineage: Eukaryota; Metazoa; Chordata; Actinopteri; Salmoniformes; Salmonidae
Product: tyrosine 3-monooxygenase-like
Biological process (GO): dopamine biosynthetic process from tyrosine
Cellular component (GO): perikaryon; axon; cytoplasm
Molecular function (GO): tyrosine 3-monooxygenase activity; iron ion binding
Source: RefSeq, a predicted model, not a curated record
CCAAGCUUCUGCAUGUCUUUACCAUGCAUUCAGACGUUUGAAGCCAAGCUUCUGCAUGUCUUUACCAUGCAUUCAGACGUUUGAAGCCAAGCUUCUGCAUGUCUUUACCAUGCAUUCAGACGUUUGAAGCCAAGCUUCUGCAUGUCUUUACCAUGCAUUCAGACGUUUGAAGCCAAGCUUCUGCAUGUCUUUACCAUGCAUUCAGACGUUUGAAGCCAAGCUUCUGCAUGUCUUUACCAUGCAUUCAGACGUUUGAAGCCAAGCUUCUGCAUAUUGAGAGCCGACCAGGGAGGAAGUCUAAGAACAGUGGCUGUGAUGAUCUGGAGUUCUUUAUGAGGUGUGAAGUGCACAUCUCGGACACAGACAUCUUCAUCAACUCACUCAAGAGAGUCGCCGACGACGUACGCACCACCCCAGAGGAAAAGGUUCCCUGGUUCCCCAGAAAGAUCAGAGAUCUGGAUAAAUGCAACCUGUUGAUAACGAAAUAUGACCCAGAUAUGGACCAGGAUCAUCCAGGUAGUGGAUUCAGUGAUCCAGAAUACAGAAAAAGAAGGUGCUUCAUCGCUGAACUUGCAGCGAAUUACAAACAGGGGGAACCAUUACCCAGAAUGGAGUACACACAAGAGGAGGUGGCCACAUGGAGAGAGGUGUACCGGACCCUGAGGACCAUCUACCCUGACCUGGUGUGCAGACAGUUCCAGGGUGGGCUGCAGCAGCUGGAGAGGGAGUGUGGCUGCGGAGAGGACAGUAUCCCCCAGCUCCGGGAGGUCUCUGCCUUCCUCAGAGAGAAGACAGGCUUCCAGCUGUGUCCGGUGACAGGGCUACUCUCCGCCAGAGACUUCCUAGCUAGCCUGGCCUUCAGAGUGUUCCAGUGUACCCAGUACAUCCGCCACGCCUCCCACUCCAUGCACUCCCCGGAGCCAGAUUGCUGUCACGAGUUACUCGGCCAUAUUCCUAUGCUUGCAGACAAAAAAUUUGCCAAGUUUUCCCAGGAAAUUGGCCUUGCCUCACUGGGAGCGUCAGACGAGGAUAUUGAGACUCUCAACCUUGUACUGGUUCACGGUGGAGUUUGGACUGUGUAAGCAGAAUGGAACUGUGAAGGCAUUCUGAGACUAAGUAGACAGGUUGGAAAGUCUGGUCUGGAGGCCUCUCCAUAUGAGGCCUCCUGUCCUCAUAUGGAGAACUCAUUAAUGCUCUCUCUAACGAACCUGAGUACAAGCCAUUCAACCCAGAGGAGACAGCAAUCCAGCCUUACCAGGACCAGACUUUCCAACCUGUCUACUUUGUCUCAGAAAGCUUUGAGGAUGCCAAGAUUAAGAUGAAGUACAUCAAUGCAUACAAGUGGUGUAUGUCUAUAUGUGAGCACGUCACAGGAAAUGUGUAACUUUUUUAUCUUACCUUUAUGUAACUAGGCAAGUCAGUUAAGAACAAAUUCUUAUUUUCAAUGACGGCCUAGGAACAGUGGGUUAACUGCCUGUUCGGGGGCAGAACGACAGAUUUGUACCUUGUCAGGUCAGGGAUUUGAACUUGCAACCUCCCGGUUACUAGUCCAGCGCUCUAACCACGAGGCUACCCUGCCACCCCUAUGUGGCGUAUUUGGGUUUGAGUUGAUCUUGUCGCUCCUGGACACGGUGUUGCAGGGGUUUUGGAGAGGAGCCAGUGGGAACCUUAGGGGAUCUGAGGACACAGAAGCAAAUCAGAUUGAAGGCAGCUGUUUAGGAGUUACUCGUAAUUAGUAUAUUACGUUUUGUAAUAUUUUAAGGUAAUCUAAAUGAGCAGAGUAUGGAUGGACAUAGAGCAGGGAUGGGCAACUUCAGUCCUCGGGGGCCGGACUGGUGUCACACUUUUACCCCAUCCCAAGCACAAACAGUCAAAUUGCAUUCUGAACUGAAGAUCAUGGUUAGUUGAUUAUUGGAGUCAGGUAUGUUAGCUAACACAUCAUUAUGACAGAGAUGAGAUGACGUGAGGAGACACUCAGAGUCUAUACUUGCGAACAUUUCAAUUUAACCCAUAAGAGUUUAAGCCCCGUCUAAAUUGGGGGAGGAUGUACUACUAAUCUACAGUUGGUCCCAUGGUGUUUAUAUUUGCGUACUAUUGUUUGCACAGAUGAACGUCGCACCUUCAGGCGUUUGGAAAUUGCUCCCAAGAAUGUACCAGACUUGUGGGGGUUUAAUUUUUAUUUCCCCAUGAUGUCAAGCAAAGAGGCACUGAGUUUGAAGGUAGGCCUUGAAUUACAUCCACAGGUACACCUCCAAUUGACUCAAAUGAUGUCAAUUAGCCUAUCAGAAGCUUCUAAAGCCAUUAAAUAAUUUUCAGGAAUUUUCCAAUCUGUUUUGAGGCACAGUCAACUUAGUGUAUGUAAACUUCUGACCCACUGGAAUUGUGAUACAGUGAUUUAUAAGUGAAAUAAUUUGUCUGUAAAAAAAUGACUUGUGUCAUGCACAAAGUAGAUGUCCUAACCGACUUGCCAAAACUAUAGUUUGUUAACAAGAAAUUUGUGGAGUGGUUGAAAAAAGAGUUUUAAUGACUCCAACACAAGUGUAUGUAAACUUCCGACUUCACCAUGCAGCCGUCAUACGGCUCAGGAAGGAGACGUGUUCUGUCUCCUAGAGAUGAACGUACUUUGGUGCGAAAAGUGCAAAUCAAUCCCAGAACAACAGCAAAGGACCUUGUGAAGCUGCUGGAGGAAACGGGUACAAAAGUGUCUAUAUUCACAGUAAAACAAGUUCUAUAUCCACAUAACCUGAAAGGCUGCUCAGCAAGGCAAGGAAGAAGUCACUGCUCCAAAACCACUACAGAAAAAGUCAGACUAUGGUUUGCAACUGCACAUGGGGACAAAGAUCGUUCUUUUCGGAGAAAUUACCUCUGGUCUGAUGAAACAAAAUUAGAAAUGUUUGGCCAUAAUGACCAGUGUUAUGUUUGGAGGGAAAAGGGGGAGGCUUGCAAGCCGGAGAACACUAUCCCAACCAUAAAGCAUGGGGGUGGCAGCAUCAUGUUGUGGGGGUGCUUUGCUGCAGGAGGGACUGGUGCACUUCACAAAAGAGAUGGCUUCAUGAGGAGGAAAAUUAAGUGGAUAUAUUGAAGCAACAUCUCAAGACAUCAAUCAGGAAGUUAAACAUAGAAAAUCUUCGGAGGGAGUUGAAAGUUCGUGUUGCCCAGCAACAGCCCCAAAACAUCACUGCUCUAGAGGAGAUCUGCAUGGAGGAAUGGGCCAAAAUACCAGCAACAGUGUGGGAAAACCUUGUGAAGACUUACAGAAAACGUUUGACCUCUGUCAUUGCCAACAAAGGGUAUAUAACAAAGUAUUGAGAAACUUUUGUUAUUGACCAAAUACUUAUU